AAAAGAAGAACGGGUAAAUCAAAUCCCAAUCUUUUUAUUUCUUCAACUCAACCAUUUGGUGGGGUUUGAUUCUUCUUCUUGCAAUCCUCGUUCAGACCAUAUUAGCUUCCUUUUCUCUUCUUCAACUCCGAAUUCUUUUUAUAACAUUAUUGGAAAUUAGAAGAUUCUUGGGUUUUGUGUCUGUUCUUCUUUUUGAUUUUCAUCAGUUUGGCACUUGGAAUUGACCGGAUUCCGAUUGGGUUUGGGUUUCCUAUUGGCUCCUCGUUUGGGAAGAAGACCCACCGAUCAAUCCCCCGGCCUGGGGGCUGGCCUGGAGGUGGAGGAUUGAAAAGGGGAAAAAAAAAUGAAGGAUUUAAUUGGAAGACCGGGGACGAUGAGUGGACUAGCAUUGAGAAUAGGUCAAUCUGCAUUUGCAGCUGCUUCAAUCGGAGUUAUGGUUUCUGCUUUGGGUUUCUCUAGCUUCACUGCUUUUUGCUAUUUGAUUGCAUCAAUGGGACUACAAGUGCUUUGGAGCUUCGGACUUGCAUGCCUUGAUAUGUAUGCUUUGAGGAGAAAAAGAGACCUUCAAAACCCAAUAUUAGUCAGUUUGUUUGUUGUUGGUGAUUGGGUGACAGCCACUUUAACCCUUGCUGCUGCGAGUUCGUCGGCUGGGAUUAUUUUUCUUUAUGCCAAAGAUUUGGACGUGUGCAAGUUUCAUAAAGAACUUCCUUGUAGCAUGUUUCAGAUCUCCAUAGCUCUUGCUUUUAUCACCUGGGCUCUUAUUGCUAUGUCAUCGCAUGUCAUGUUCUGGAUUCUAUUAGCCUCAGUUUAGAAAACUCAGGCUUGCAAAAGCAAGCCUUUUACAGUAUUCCCAACCCCCCCCCCCCCCCCCCCCCCCCCCCGAAUAUGAUCUGUAAAUAGUCUCCUUUUUAUAACAUUCAUUUUUUGACAUUUUGUUUCUUGUACGAACUCUUCGUUUUUAAAACAAAAGAGAUGUUCCCAAUCUGGUCCAGUUUUUCUA
Molecule: messenger RNA, 1000 nt
Organism: Cucumis melo (muskmelon)
Lineage: Eukaryota; Viridiplantae; Streptophyta; Magnoliopsida; Cucurbitales; Cucurbitaceae
Product: CASP-like protein 5B2
Exons: 3
Coding region: 344-811 (155 amino acids)
Cellular component (GO): membrane
Source: RefSeq, a predicted model, not a curated record